This is a messenger RNA of Cylindrotheca closterium, 651 nucleotides long. Lineage: Eukaryota; Bacillariophyta; Bacillariophyceae; Bacillariales; Bacillariaceae. The record is from the annotation of a GenBank genome assembly.
AUGAUGACGAACAAUAAGACUACUCAAACGCUCAUGGCGUCACUUAUCUCCUUGGUUUUCCUGGGAAUGCUUCAAAAUGUCCAAUCAUUCCAACCCGUCAUUGGCCUUGGAAAUUCGAGACCAGGAAUCUUGGAUGAAAUGACAAGCAGCUUGUUUGCAGGAGUUGUUGCACCCGUCCGAGAACCCACCAUCAUUGGAGACGACCUCCUUAUUGAGGACGAAGAGGAUGAUUACGAUGAGCUAGUUGAUGGCUUGACUGAAAAGCUUGAGGCCAUGGAAGGCCUAUGGUUUUCAGAUGACUUUUACGGAAAGCAUGGACGAGAAUGGGUUCAAGUGUCGACACGAUUGGUAGGAGCUUCGGCUACAUCCGUCAUGGUUGCCGUCAAGGUGACUGGGGACCCGCAUGUGCCAGCCGGAUGCGUCACUUGGCAGACUGAUUCUUGGCCUACGGAAGGUGGACCAAGUGUCUCGGCCCAAAUUCAAACUCGGGCGGACCCACAAGAUCCCGAUGGCUUCUCGUGGCUCCCUGGAGAGCUGAAGUUGAUCAACCAGAAACAAAUCAUUCUAUCCUGUAGCCAUGGCCCAGGGCUGGCAAGCACAGGGACCUUUCACAGGCAAGAAGAGGAUGACGACGAGGAUUCAUUUGCCUAA